Molecule: messenger RNA, 519 nt
Organism: Pisolithus orientalis
Lineage: Eukaryota; Fungi; Basidiomycota; Agaricomycetes; Boletales; Pisolithaceae
Exons: 5
Coding region: 1-519 (172 amino acids)
Source: RefSeq, a predicted model, not a curated record
AUGGGCCCUGAGGGAGUGUACAUGCCAUUGGAGGCUUUCAAGCAAGAGUUUUCCAAAACCAAACUCAGCUGUCAACUUAUUGCUGUUCAGAAAGAUGCCACCAUUAAGACAGCUUGUGCAGAUUUCCCCAUGAUAGUGGGAAAUGUCAGGGCUCUGGAAACACUCAUCCCAUCCAAGAAGGGGACAACACUGAAAGACAAGAAUGUGUAUCCAGACACAGCUAGUGUUGAGGAGGUCCAAACAGCAGAUUGGCUUGUUCAAGAAUGGACAAGGAUGGCUUUGGAUCAUGCAGUGACAACACACAUGGAUAAGAAAUCUGUGUUCAGCAGCAUCCUGUGUGAGAUGGUGGUGCUACAUGAACCUCCCCCCCCCACCUACAAACCCUCUCAAAAGAUCUGUGUAUGGUGGCAGUCCAUCUGUCUCCCACAGGCCAGCCAUGAAGAAAUUAUGCCAGAUUUAAUGAGGGAUAACAUGUCCAUAACAGUCACUGUCUUUCACUGUCUGUUGAUUCUCACCUAA